Molecule: messenger RNA, 4474 nt
Organism: Micropterus dolomieu (smallmouth bass)
Lineage: Eukaryota; Metazoa; Chordata; Actinopteri; Centrarchiformes; Centrarchidae
Gene: jak3
Product: Janus kinase 3 (a protein tyrosine kinase, leukocyte)
Exons: 24
Coding region: 90-3428 (1112 amino acids)
Biological process (GO): hemopoiesis; cytokine-mediated signaling pathway; cell surface receptor signaling pathway via JAK-STAT
Cellular component (GO): cytoskeleton; cytosol; membrane
Molecular function (GO): non-membrane spanning protein tyrosine kinase activity; cytokine receptor binding; ATP binding
Source: RefSeq, a predicted model, not a curated record
AAACGCAGAAGUCAAAGAAGAGAGUCCUGGUUUAUAGGAACAAACGAUCGAAAUGAAGUAUUUCUGCCCUGCAAAUUUAAAGUAGUACCAUGGAUCUCAGUGAGGAGGAGUCAGCCCCUCUGGUGAUCAGAGACCGGGGAGGUAGCCAGAGGUCCAGUUCUAGCACUGGUCCCUGUUUACAAGUGCACCUCUACUUCUUCCCAGCCACAAAAGAAGCAACAACAAUACACAUUUCAUCUGGCCAAAUCUCUGCUGAAAGUGUCUGUAUCCAAGCAGGCAAAAAAUGUGGAAUCUUACCAGUGUACCAAAGUCUUUUCGGAUUGGCAUCUGCCGAUCUCUCAUUUUGGUAUCCUCCAUCGCACAUGUUCAACACAGAAGAAAACUUGCAAGUCCACUUUAGGGUCAGGUUUUUUUUUGGGAACUGGUUUGUUCAAGGACCAAGAACAUCGUACCGCUACAGUCUGACCAGAGACAGAAUAAGUCCAGUGCUUGACUACAAUGUCAUUGAUUAUCUUUUUGCUCAGUCGCGAAACGACUUCAUUGCUAGCGAGGCAGGAGUGUCUCCACCUCUGAGUGCCCAAGAGGAAUGCCUCGGCCUUGCAGUGCUGGACUUGUGGAGAAUGGCUAAAGAGCGCCAUCAGAGUGUAAGAGAGCUCUGCAAGACUGUCAGCUACAAAUCAUGUCUUCCUAAGUCACAUCGUCAUGACAUCCAGAAACGAAACCGCCUGGAUCGUUAUCGAAUCCGAAACACCCUCAAGCGUUUCUUAAAGAAGCUUGGCAACUCCUCAGUAGAUGAGUGCAGCUUGAAGCUGAAGUACCUGAUUGAACUGGCAGGCAUUGAGCCUUCUUUGGGAAGCGAAACCUUUCACGUGAAUCUUUCUUCCGCCCAAUCAAAGUCAACUUUCUCUCUAGUGCGGGUCACUGGGGAAACAGGAAUUCAAACCAAUGGAAGUUGUCAUCCUGAUGGUACCCUGAUGUGGCAGACCUUCUGUGAUUUCAAAGAAAUCAUCGACAUCAGUAUAAAGAGGGUUUGCCAUGAGCAGAUUCCCCAAGACAGCCGGAUGGUGAUAAUAACCCGCAAAGACGACAGAUGCUUUGAAGCCAAGUUCCAGAGUCUUAAGGAAGCACUUUCAUUUGUGUCACUUGUUGAUGGCUACUUCAGACAGACCACAGACUCUAACCACUACUUCUGUCAAGAUGUCGCUCCUCCAAGUAUUCUGGAAAGGAUGAAAAACCAUUGUCACGGCCCAAUCAUAUCAGAGUUUGCAGUCAACAAGCUGAAAAAGUCAGGAUUUAAAGGUGGUACAUUCCUUCUUCGGCAGAGUCCCGAGAACUAUGACAACUUCUUUCUCACGGUUUGUGUUCAGACUCCACUUGGACUUGACUAUAAAGAUUGUCUCAUUAUCAAGAAUGAGCACUACAGUCUUCCUGGUGUCCAGAAAACAUUUUCCAGCUUGACACAGCUCACCAGCUAUUACCAACACAACAAGCUGUUACUGGCUGACAUGCCUGUCAAGUUGGCCCGCUGCUGUCCACCACGACCCAAAGAGCUCUCAAAUCUGAUCAUCAUACGCAACAAUAGCUCUGUAGAAGGUCAAGGGUCCCCAACACCUGUAAGGAACAAAUUCAGUCAUAUCCAGUUCCACAUGAUCAAAUAUGAAGACCUGAAAUGGGAUGAAUGCCUCGGACAGGGAUCCUUCACUCGAAUUUUUAAAGGCUACAAAGCAGACAUUCGUGAUGGGGAGAAACACAUGACAAAAGUUUUCCUGAAAGAGCUCGAUGUUGUUCACAAAAACUGCUGGGAGUCAUUCUUUGAAUCUGCCAGCUUGAUGAGCCAGAUUUCACAUAAACACCUCCUCCUUGUGUACGGUGUCAGUGUUCAUGGAGUAAAAAACAUCAUGGUGCAAGAGUUUGUCGAGUAUGGGGCCCUCGACCUUUAUCUGAAGAGAGGGCGAUCUGUGUCAGUGAGCUGGAAACUUGACGUUGCCAAACAGCUUGCGUCUGUCCUUAACUUUCUGGAAGAAAAGAACAUUGUUCAUGGAAAUAUCUGUGCCAAAAAUCUGCUGCUGGCCAGAGAGGGUGACCUGUCGCAGGGCAGCUCUCCUUUCAUCAAGCUGAGCGACCCGGGCAUCAGUGUAGCCAUGCUGGGAAUGGAUGUGAUCCUGGACAGGAUACCCUGGGUGGCCCCUGAAGUGCUGGAGACCCCAGACAACCUGUCUCUGGAGUGUGAUAAAUGGAGCUUUGGUGCCACUCUGUGGGAAAUCUUCAACAAUGGGAACACUCCACUGCGAGGCUGGGACUUGGACGAGAAGCGGGGGUUUUAUGAGAACUUGCAACAGCUGCCUCCCUCCCAGUGGACAGAGCUAGCCGAUCUGAUUAGUCAGUGUAUGGACUACCAGGCAGCCUUCAGACCUUCCUGUCGCAGUAUUAUCCGUCAACUCAACAGCCUGAUCACUUCAGACUAUGUGAUACUACAUGCCACUGAGCCCGUCACACAGAACCCUGUGUGGAAAGCCCUUAGCCAUGCUCAAGACAACCAGACACUGUUUGAGGAGAGACACCUACGCUGCAUCUCGCCUCUGGGAAAAGGAAACUUUGGCAGCGUGGAACUCUGCCGUUAUGACCCGCUGGGUGAUAACACCGGUGAGCUGGUUGCUGUGAAGAAACUGCAGCCCAACAAGCAGUCGACACUGGAGGACUUCAAGAAGGAAGUCAACACCCUCAGCGUUUUUCACUGCGACUAUAUCGUCAAAUACAGAGGAGUCUGCUACAGUAUGGGUCGCCUCACUAUGAGUUUGGUGAUGGAGUACAUGCCCUAUGGCAGUCUUAUUGGCUACUUGGAGAGUAACCGACAUAACGUUAACACCAAGCGGAUGCUGCUUUUUGCUUCUCAGAUCUGUAAGGGGAUGGAGUACCUGCAGAGCCUGCGUUAUGUGCACAGAGACCUCGCAGCCAGAAAUAUACUUGUGGCCAGUGACACACUGGUGAAAAUUGCUGAUUUUGGCCUGACCAAGAUAAUUCCUUUCAACAAGGAGUACUACCGAGUCACGCAUCCUGGAGAGAGCCCCAUUUUCUGGUACGCUCCAGAGUCCAUCAGUGAGUCCAGAUUCUCUCAUAAGUCAGAUGUCUGGAGUUUUGGAGUUGUUCUUCACGAGAUCUUCUCCUACUGCGACAUGAACUCCAACCCAAAAAGAUUAUAUAUGCAGGAGAUUGGACACAAUGUGCCGGGUCCAUCCAUUUCAAUGCACCUGGAAAAUGUCCUACAGAAUGACUGGAGGUUGCCGACUCCUCCAAACUGCCCACCAAAGGUCUACAGUUUGAUGAAGCACUGCUGGGCGUACAACUUUGAGGAGCGGCCGUGUUUCUCCAACCUGGGAAACCAAAUUGAAUCGAUCAUGCAGGACGAGAGGGACAGCCUUAAAGGCUGACAAGGAGCCUUGUUGCACCUCAACAGUAUAUAAUGAUACAAAUGUAUUUACUGUCCCAAAUGAAAUUUAUUUCACACAAGUGCCACACUCACAGCAGCAGGACAACUGACAAUUAUGUAAGUAUUAACAUACCGAUAAUAGAAUUUCAGCAGUGUGGGGCACUUCUGAGUCUCAACUACUCCCUAAAAACACUGAGGUAAAGCUCCCUUUAUGCCCUUUUACCAGUUGUAUAAUGUACAAAGACACAUUCACAAGCCAGCUGAAAGGAAGGUCGUCAUAAACCCAAGAGAAGAUGUAUUACUUAUGUAAAAGCAUGUUUGUUGGUUAGUGUUUAAUCAAACGUGGUUUGUGUUAACCAAUAUCAUUUUCAAACUAGCCGAUAUUGUGUAAACCAAAGAAGGUUAAAGUCAAGGGCAACUGGACUUGGUUGAAGAUACUAGAAGAUGUUUCGUCCCUCACCCAAAGAACUUCUUCAGUUCUGCCCUUGACUUUAACCUUCUUUGGAUAACUAUGACCUGGAUGACUGAGAAUCUUCACAGAGAUAUGGUGUAAAGGCCUGCCUAGAAUACAAUUAAAUCUACGAAAGGCAGAUGAAAAAAACAAGUUACCUGGAUGUAACUUCAGGUAUAUGAGUACAUGUGUAAACCAAUAGAGGGCUGGGAACAUAUGAAAUAGAACAUUUAUUGAUAACAGUUUUUGUGCUAAUCUGCUAGACAGCUACUUCAUGUCUAAGAUCUUACUGUGUUAGAUUUAAUCAUGUUUCUUAUAGUCAGAUAUAUCACAGAUUUCACAACACAUGGUAAGCAGCAAAAGGCCCACUCCUCAUUCUAGAAUUAUAAUGAAUUAAAAUACUUAUAUAAUACUAUAUUUUAAUACUAUAAUUUAAAAGAUGUAAGGUACCGUGUACUGGGCACUGAAAAACAUCUGUUUCUAAAAGGUGAAAAGGGUUGCAUCUUAUAUUUUCAAUUUGUAGUGUAGUCUCGUAGUGAAGGAUUUAUUGUAUUUUAUUAUUUUUAUGUUUAAAAUAAAGAAAUUUUGUGGAAGCA